ACUUCACUUGAAGUAACGAUAAAGUGGAAAUCGUUGUGUGCUAUAGCUGACUGUUGCUGCAAACUGUGAAAUACACCCCCAUCCACCCCACACACGUGUAUAUAUACAUUUGCAGUUACUCGGGACCAGUAAACAACUGUUUAGUUCUAAAGACUGUUGAACUAUCUGGAGUACUUUUCGUAGUAAUCUGUUUAGCCAAAGAUACGCGGAGGUUCGAAGUUAAUUUUGCCAAGGUCUAUUUGAUCCUCUGUCUGUUACUCUUUAUAUAGAAUGUGUUUGUGUUUACAAAUUAAGCGGGGAAAAUACGCAAUAUACGAGCCAAAGAUGACGAAUUACCUCAGAACCAGCUGUAAUUAUAUUUUAUUUUAAAACUCAAUGAUAAUCAUUUCAUCAGUUUGAUGGGUUUAUAGUUAAUCAGUGAUGAUGCCACCCAACUCCCUCCAGGUGAUAUUUGGUGGUGCUCUCCAAGGCAUCUGUGAUUCACUCAGGGGUACCAUAAAAUUUUACAAGAUUUGUGUAGAAUCUUCUCAGAAAGAGAAAGAGAAGAAGAAAAAGAAAAACACAGAACCUUCUUUGAUGAAGAACAUUUUAACUUGCUGCUUCUGGAAUGGAGGUGUCUUUCUGGCCAGUAUAUUAGGUUUUAAUUACAUUCUGCUCCCUAUUGUGCAAAACAUAAUCCAGUUUAUAUUUGGUGAAACAGUAUAUGAUGGAGUAGUUUGGCUGUGGAUCUACCAAAUUCUUUCAUGGACAUUUAAUACUCUUUGGGUUCUUCCUUUGUUUGUUGUCAGUAAAAUAGUAAACUGCUUCUGGUUUCAGGACAUUGCUGACCAAGCCUACAAGACCACACGUGGACGACCUCGGGCAUUACCAUUCAGUACCAUGGUAGCUGAUACAUGCUUCAGUGUUUUACUUCAUCUAAUAUUCCUGAUACAGAGUAUGUUGGCAAGUUUGAUCCCGAUUCAGGGAAUUGGAACAUUUAUUGGUCUUCUACAUAUGUCUCUGCUAUCUUCGUCCUAUGCUUUUGAAUACAGAUGGUUUAAUAUGGGUUGGGAAGUGCACCAAAGAGUAGCCUGUGUUGAGAAAAAUUGGCCAUAUUAUUUUGGAUUUGGUUUACCUCUUGCGCUUUGUACACUGAUGGUUUCUUCUCAACUUGUGAGUGGCUGUGUUUUCUCGCUUCUUUUUCCUCUCUUCAUCAUCAGUGCAAAUGAAGCUGAACUUAGACAAAGCAAUGUAUUUAGUCCUUUCACAUUGAAACUGUUCACACCAUCAGCUAAACUGACUAAUUCAAUCUUUUGUUUCUUGACGAAUCCUCGAGCUCCCUGAAAUGACUUCCUCACUUAUUAUCUCUUAAAUCUACCUCUUUGGUGUACUUUCAAGGCAGCAAAACAGCAAAGAAGGAUAUGUUCUGAACAGAGAUUAAAAUAUAUUCCAAAAAAAGGCACUUUAAAUGUGUGUUGAUGAAUAAAAAUAGAUAAUAUGAUGUGAGAGGAAACAAAAUUGAAAAACAAUAACAAUAAAAAAGCUGAAUAAAACAAUCAUUUUUGAUGGUGACAUAAAAUACUCACUACUAUGUCAAGUUCAUUUGAAGAUCUCAGAAACUGUUUUGUUUGCCAAUUGCAGAGGAGAUCUUAGCAACCGAUACCACUAUACAAGUGUUUACUGAAUGUUAAACUAUGCAAUUAAAUUCCAUUCAAAAGAAAAUGAAAGAAUCGAAAAUGAAACUGCAAUCCAAGAUUCAGUUCUACAACAGCAACAAAACGACAACAAAUAUAAUUUUUCAUUUUGCUAGUUUUUUUUUUUUAAUAUACUGUGGAAACUCUUUGAAAAGUCCUUGCUGCAAAUUUUAUGUGCUUAAUGAAGGCUUUAGAAACAUUUCUAAUGCACCUACAUCCUAUAUAUCUUGGAGACAUAUCAUCAGAAAGUGUUACCACUGAUACAUAUCUGUGAAAAGAUAUAUUUGUCCAAUUUUACCAGUGGUAAUUUUUCACCAAAUUUUUAAAUAUUCAAAUACUUAUUGCCCUUGGUGAAGAAAAAUUCCAAGUAAGAAUAUUUUGGUGAAAACAGAGAAAGGCUUAUUUUCAUUGGAAAUUAAUAUGUGUGUAAACAAAUAAAAAAUUUCAUCACAUAUAUUUUUCAAAAUUAGAUGGUUCAAUAAAGCCUUGAACAUUUUUUCCCAAUUUUUCUUUUACCAUUUUUUUUUAAAUGUAUGUAUGUUAUUAAUUUUAAAAAAUUAUCCUCACACUACAUUUACAAUGGAACUUCAUACCAGAAAAUUGUUAAACUUAAAUAUUGCCUAAGUAACGAAAACAUUCAUGUGCUUCUUAUUCAUUUACAGUUUGUUUCAAUAGAAAAAUUUGAAGUAAGGAUGAAGACAGGCUCAUUUUCCCUACUGAGAAUUGUCUAUUGGAUGUAAUAUAAGUGAUGACUGGUUUCUCAUUUAGAUGCUUUAAUAAAUAGCUGAAAUUUAUGUUCUGAUGACUGCAUAGCAAAAAAGCAAAAUGAAAAAAAGGUGAAGGGCAUGGUUACAUUUUCUAUUUUAUGCUAUCUCACUAUACAGCAAUAAAGCUUUCGAUAUGACAUUAUUUAAUAGUAUUAAAAGGAAAAGGACAAUAAUAAAAUAAAAUGUAUAUAUUAUAAAGCAUGUUGCACAGGAGAGUUUGAUACAUAAAAUUCAUUUUCAUUAAUAAUACAUAUAUACAGAGUAAUGAAUUUAUCUUUCCAGUUAAUGGUACCUGAAUGGAUAUAAAUUAAGCUGCCUCAUUCA
This is a messenger RNA of Octopus sinensis (East Asian common octopus), 2764 nucleotides long. Its product is annotated as etoposide-induced protein 2.4 homolog. Gene Ontology annotation, cellular component: endoplasmic reticulum. Gene Ontology annotation, biological process: macroautophagy. The record is from RefSeq and is a predicted model, not a curated record. Bases 421 to 1323 code for a protein of 300 amino acids. Lineage: Eukaryota; Metazoa; Mollusca; Cephalopoda; Octopoda; Octopodidae. The transcript has 10 exons.